Seminavis robusta is the source of this 3032-nucleotide messenger RNA. NCBI's taxonomy places the organism in Eukaryota, Bacillariophyta, Bacillariophyceae, Naviculales, Naviculaceae. The record is from the annotation of a GenBank genome assembly.
GGACAUUUCAAGGAGAAGAGCAGCUUAUAAAUCAACUCCACAGUCAGUCCAGAGUGACUCAGUCAGUCAGAUGAACGUCAGAAAAGGAGGGAACACGAGGUUUUCGCAAUGGGGCUGCGAUUGAAAAGAAAAUGAGAAAGGAACCUCUCGAUUGCUAUGCUCGCAGAAAAGAUCUGAUGAUGAUUAAAGAUUCGAUUCAAAGAUUCUGACCCAAAAGCUCACCAAAGGAAAGCAGUGACGGCAGCUGCUGAGAUAUCAUAGCUGUGACGAUACAGAUAGAUAGAUUUUAAGAUUGUUUGGGGCUCGACCCGCAGCUGCACAAUAAUCGAUCUGUUCAAGACUUAUCAGUGAUGAUUCACCUCGUGGGUUUGCCGGAAGGUACCUGGUAUGGUACUGUCUUUGUCUUUGUCUUUGUCUCACUGUCUUCUGUCUUCUGUCUUCUGUCUCUACUCAAGGUAGUCUAGCUGUGGCCAGUAUUAAGACACUGUUUCGCUUGCAACAGGGAUUGGACAGAUAUCCUUUUAAAAGACUUUGAUCCAGCUGGAACAAUGAUGGUACCGGUACCAGUACUGUACUGAAUAACUGUAUAGUAAAGUCAGAAUCCGGUGAUCUUCAUUAUUCAUUUUCAGCAAAAAGAAUUGUUUUGAAUUUUUCCCAUUUUCAUAUUCCUCUUCCCCUGAGUGGCGAACAAGCCUGGCAAUGUUAGGAGAUUGAAUGAGAUCAGUGAGAUGAUGACAACUCUAUGGAUUGUAGCAGCAGUGAUCCUUUGGACCUUGUGUUCAAUCGAGGUCUCCUCCACCCAAUCAUCAGUCUCUUUCCAAGUGUUUCCCAACAUUUCUGCGUGCCAUGACAAGUCAGGGACCGAAAAUGCUCUCAUUCCACUGUUACCCACAAGCACAUUCGAAGAAUGCCUGGAUCUAGCGGCAAACCGUUCGUGCUACUCGGUCUGUUGGUCCAAACAAGCAAAAACCGACAAUUGCCAUUGUCACGUGACGCCCAUUUGGAUGCCUCUGCCAAACACUUCCGUGGAUUCCGCCGUUCUCGAUUGGCCCUGCACCAGCCCAAAGGAUUGCUCGUACAAUGGCAUUUGUGAUACCACUUCUAGUAGUAGUAGUAGUACUCCGAAAUGCCACUGCCAUGCCGGAUGGGGUGGAGUACGAUGUGGAGCACUGCAAUUCCUUCCCGUCCACAAGGACACUCCUGGAUUCCGUCAAGUCAAUGCCACGACAAGACACAAUAUCAGUACGUGGGGAGCAUCCAUUCUAUGGGACCACCAAACGCAACAAUGGCACGGAUGGGUUUCGGAAAUCGUCAAUGAAUGUGGCAUUAAUGCGUGGAACGUAAAUUCGCAAAUUGUCCACAUUACCAGUCAUUAUAGUCCUAGUGGUCCCUUUCAACGACAAGAUAUCUUUGCCACUCCCUUUGCACACGAACCCAGCGUCACGAGAGGACCUCGAGGCGAAUGGGUCAUGCUCUAUUCGGCAUACAACAACCUCACUCGUCAUAUCACUCAUCAUCACGAAGGAUACAAUGCCAGCACGUGGCAACGAGUGGCGUGUACCAAUUGCAGUCAAGGAGCCAGUCUCUCUCCAGUGGGGAGCAAGGGAUGUCCCUUUCAACGAGGACAACCCACGAGACUCAAUCAUCUCUACAUUCAAAUGAUGGCGAUUGCAUCCCACCCCAAUGGGCCUUGGAGACACGUCGAAAUACCCAAAUUGACCAUGCCGUGGGAUUGGAAUACUGCCAUGACCAUUCGCCCAAAUAGUGAAGAGGCCAUUGCCCUGAUUCGAGGUGGUAUGGUAUGGCACGCCCACCAAUACGAUGAUCCCCACAGUUGGCAUCCACUCAAUGGUCGUGCUGAUCCAGAUGAUGAUCACCAACCAUCUCCACACUGGCCAAUUCCCGUCGAAGAUCCAUACAUUUGGUACGAUGACACGAAUGGCGUCUAUCAUGCACUGGCGCAUUGCUUUGACCCCUUUUUUGGAGUGCAUGCCUAUGCCGCCGACGACAAACACCACCACAACCAUUCUUCUUUGAAAGUUUUGAAUUGGACCGUCACGGGAGUUGCCUACGACAAUGUCGUUCACUUUACCGAUGGGACCCAGUACGCCUUUGGCCGUCGGGAACGACCCUUUUUGAUUUGGGGCAAAAUGGGACAACUCGUGGCUCUCUCGAAUGGAGUCGCCUAUGGGACACCCAAUCCGUUUGCCGUGGGCCAUGACAUGACAUUUACACUGGUAGCGCCCAUUGUGCAGCAACAACAACAAGCAAUAACAAGCAGUCACCAACUGAAACGGACUACUCGAGUAUUAGCUACAGUGUAGUUGACUGACAGCAGAGACGACAAGAGCCACCUUUUGAGCAAUCUGGCCAAGCUAGCUAGGUCCCUUCCAAAACAAAACUGGCCGCAACACAAUCACUCCACCAGCCUUUGUGGUGGGCAAUCGAGCUAAGCUACCGUACUGGUACUACCUGGAAGGAAGAUACAUGUAUGUGAGUGGCGAAAUUCUAUCUAUCUAGCUGGCUAUCCGGACACAUGUAGUGGGAGUAAUGCACUCACUACGGUAGCUAGCUAGUGAAGCAAAACGGAACAAGACCACCAGCUUUGUGUUUCGUGUGCCGAAGCAGCAAAGAAACUUGGGGAUACAUCAUACGGUAGCUUGGAGGAGGUGUUGCAUAACGGAACAAAGCACAUGAACUUUUUUGUGGGUUCACCAGUUGCUAAAGGAUCCCUUGUUUGCACAACCGUUCGGAACAAGACAGACAGAUGAUGCUCUGAUGCCGAUGCUUUGCCGUAGCUAGCUACAUGUACCUGGUAGUGGCCGGUCGACCACUCACUCGUCGAACCUAUUUUAAUCCCAGCAUUCUGGUGACUGAAUGUUGGCGCUACCGCUCGGCUUCCCAGAAGUUCUAGUUAGAAACACAAUUUUACGGUUUGCCAAAAUUGUGAGGCGUACUUAGGCUAAAAUAAGUCGUCCUGCUCAUGUAUCCAUAGUACUUAAGGUUGACAGUUACAUCAAUGAGUGGCGCGG